UAAAUUUCUCCAGAGUUUUCAAUGUUUAUUCUCUUAGGUUUGUGUAACUAAAUACAUAUUUUAUAUUAUGCUAAUAAUUAUUUCAAUGUUUUCCGUUAUUACGAAAAUUACACAACUCAUAUAAUUAAGAACAAAAUUUAUUACGUUUAUUACGGUAUUUAGCCAAUGCGGCCAUUUCAGUGUAUUCUGAUCAGAAUAUUGUAUUUGUAAACAAAUAUUGAUUUUUGUGUAUUCAACGUUGUAUACAUAGGAUCUGCAGCAAAAUUCCGAGCGUUUCAUAUAAAAACUAUCUCUAUCGUUGGGAUAACUAUAUUUAGCAAUAUUUUGGUGAAUAAUGGCUGAUUGUGCUCCUACGCCUAAUGCCAGUGAUAAGAUGGCCAGUUUGUUGAAGGAGGCGGAAAAUUUGAAAAUCAAACUUGAGGAAGAACGUGCUAAAUUGAAUGAUAUUAAUUUAUGGACUGUUGCUGAACGACUCGAGCCGAUUGCUUUUGUCAAUAUAAAACCGCGUAAAGUACUCAAAGGUCACCAGGCAAAAGUUCUAUGUACAGAUUGGAGUCCAGAUAAGCGUCACAUAAUUUCUUCAUCGCAGGACGGGCGUCUCAUCAUUUGGGACGCAUUCACCACAAACAAAGAACACUUCAUUACCAUGCCCACCACUUGGAUUAUGGCAUGUGCAUAUUCUCCAUCAGGCAAUUUUGUUGCUUGUGGUGGUUUAGACAAUAAAGUUACCGUUUAUCCGAUAAUGUCAGAUGAUGAGAUGGCUGCUAAAAAGCGAACAGUUGGUACGCACACUAGCUACAUGUCAUGCUGUAUUUAUCCAAAUUCCGAUCAGCAAAUCCUUACGGGAAGCGGUGAUUCUACAUGUGCUUUGUGGGAUGUUGAAAGCGGACAAUUACUACAAAGCUUUCACGGGCAUUCUGGUGAUGUUAUGGCGAUUGAUUUAGCUCCAAAUGAAACCGGAAAUACAUUCGUUUCUGGCAGUUGUGACCGUAUGGCCUUCAUAUGGGACAUGCGUUCAGGACAUGUGGUGCAAUCGUUUGAAGGACACCAGUCAGACGUUAAUACCGUUAAAUUUCAUCCUAGUGGCGAUGCCAUAGCAACUGGCUCAGACGAUAGUAGCUGUCGUUUGUUCGAUAUGCGUGCCGAUAGGGAAGUAGCUGUGUUCGCUAAGGAGAGCAUUAUUUUUGGUAUUAACUCCGUAGACUUCUCAGUGAGUGGCCGUUUACUAUUUGCCGGCUAUAAUGAUUACACAGUGAAUCUCUGGGAUACGCUUAAAUCGGAACGUAUUUGUCUAUUAUAUGGUCAUGAAAAUAAGGUAUCCUGUGUGCAGGUAUCGCCAGACGGUACUGCAUUAUCCACUGGAAGUUGGGAUUACACCAUACGCGUGUGGGCAUAAGUAAAUAUACAUAAUGUCAUACCAUGUACAUACAUACCAUGCAUUCAGAGUAUUUUUGUAAUUAUAUGUUUGGAAACGUAUAUUUAUUUGUUGCGCUUUGAUUAUAAACAACGUUGUUACGAGUAUUAAUUGCUUAAAUGUUAAUGACUUAAUGUUGCUUAUUAUAUUUAAUGGAAUAAAUCUAAUGUCACAUGUAGCGAAUUUUCAAUAAACAUUAGUUAAAAAUUAA
This is a messenger RNA of Bactrocera oleae (olive fruit fly), 1625 nucleotides long. RefSeq names its product guanine nucleotide-binding protein subunit beta-5 (gene Gbeta5). Gene Ontology annotation, cellular component: cytoplasm; heterotrimeric G-protein complex. The record is from RefSeq and is a predicted model, not a curated record. Gene Ontology annotation, molecular function: protein binding; signaling receptor complex adaptor activity. Gene Ontology annotation, biological process: G protein-coupled dopamine receptor signaling pathway; G protein-coupled receptor signaling pathway. NCBI's taxonomy places the organism in Eukaryota, Metazoa, Arthropoda, Insecta, Diptera, Tephritidae.